ACGACGCAGUGAACCUGGCGAUCCCGCAUGUGGGAGACUACGGUGAGGGAUACGGCGUGGGCCUGGAGGAGGCCAUGGCCGCGUGGGACGAGCGCGAAAGCGCCAGUGCGCGCGGGCCUCUGGCAGCGGCGAGAGCGGCACGAGAUCAGGAACAAACUGGACUGAGCGGAAACAAGGGGACUGUGGUGACGGGCUAUGGCCCGAUGUGGGGUAAGGUCCAAAAGCCACCCCGCUAUGAUACUGAGGGGAGACCGGUAAGCAACGGUAAAGCCCGUUUGGACGAGUGGUGGAUGGCUAUCCCACCUGGCUUUCAGCUGGUGCCAACCAAUCAGGGGUCAGCGGCGAACAGUUCAAAAAUUCAAACGGGUGGCGGCGUCCAACAGACGUCCGUACAGCAACAAAGUGGAUGGCGCGGCAAGCGUCAAGGUAGCGGCGACCAGUUCGUGAGGCGUCCAGGUAAGGCGCUGAAGGUCGAGGGCCACACUGGGUGCGGCCAGCUAGGAGCUGGAGGACGACUACCCGAUCAAUCCUUCGCUUCGCGGGAAGAGCGGCUUCAGCGGAAUGAGUAGUACGUGCGGAGAACGACGACAGAUGGUUUCGGGGCCCGCCCGAACGACUACUGCUACUGGUGCGGUAAGGCAGGCCACUACUCGCGGGACUGCGACGUACGAAAGGAAGAUCUGGCGGUGCAUGCAGCCGCGUCCGUCCAGGACACGACGACGACAACGGCCGACGGGUCGGGAAAUGUGCAGUGAGCAUAAGGGCCCCGGCCAUAUCGCUCGCUAGUCCUGAUCCGGGGGAAGAACGAGAUGAACGAUGUGAGCAAGUGGCCGGUGGAGUACAACGGCCUGCGCAGGGAAGAGAACGGCACGGCAAGAGACCGCGAGGACGGUGUGGCAAGAUGGCGAAGGCGCGCAUUGAGCAGCGCGGGGGGUACGAGACUGGGGAUGGCGCCGUGCGCGCCGCACUAGCACUUCCGCGUAGUCGAUGCAAUGAACGGCUUUGUAGUGGAGGUGACGCG
This is a messenger RNA of Phytophthora sojae, 1021 nucleotides long. RefSeq lists its product as hypothetical. The transcript has a single exon. The record is from RefSeq and is a predicted model, not a curated record. The annotation marks the transcript as partial. Lineage: Eukaryota; Oomycota; Peronosporomycetes; Peronosporales; Peronosporaceae.